This is a messenger RNA of Bacillus rossius redtenbacheri, 3136 nucleotides long. RefSeq names its product ATP synthase subunit C lysine N-methyltransferase. The record is from RefSeq and is a predicted model, not a curated record. Bases 752 to 1420 code for a protein of 222 amino acids. Gene Ontology annotation, cellular component: mitochondrion. Gene Ontology annotation, biological process: positive regulation of proton-transporting ATP synthase activity, rotational mechanism; peptidyl-lysine trimethylation; regulation of mitochondrial ATP synthesis coupled proton transport. Gene Ontology annotation, molecular function: protein-lysine N-methyltransferase activity. Lineage: Eukaryota; Metazoa; Arthropoda; Insecta; Phasmatodea; Bacillidae. The transcript is spliced from 4 exons.
CGUUCCUCAAAGGUAGUUGCGACAAGAUGAAGUUGCAAAUUAUUGUAGCAAACUCAUUUGAACCAAGGCCCAUCUCAGUCUCGUUCCACAGAUAACAGAAGCCAUCUUUGGCUUUCAAAUCGAAAACAGUAAAAGAAAACAAUGAAAGUGCCAAUAUCGUAAAGAAUGUAUGAUGUUCUACAAGGAAUACUCAUGAGAUCCAUGCCGAAAUCAUUAUUGGCUCUUGACAUUCUGAAAUGAAGAAUGGAUAGCUAAAUUGUAUAAAAUAGUUUAGACAUUACCUCCAAAAACAUUUGAUAUUAUGGCCUGUAUUACAAAAGUUUGAAAAGUAUAAUUUAUUGCAAUAAGUGUUUUGCACGCAUAAAUAACCGAUGGACAAUAGUUAAAGUGUGAGAUAAUAAUAAAAUGUACCUGCUCCAUACGUUCAAACAAUAUCGAAACAAUUAGAAUAAUAUUUUAAAAAAAUUAAUAGACAGUCCAACAAUAACACUGUAUUUGUUUACUAACAAAAUGGAGUUACGAGGUAUGCUAAUAUGCAGAAAAUCGACAGCUGGAGAUAAGAGGUUUUCUGAAAAUAGGAUUGUAGCCCAUAGGGAUUGUUUAUUGUUAUGAUCUUUGGAAUGGUAAUAGAACACUUAACUGAGUAUAUAAUAGUGCCAAAAAACAAUUUUUGACAAAAAGUGGAGUUACGAGGUUUGCUAAUUAGACCGACGAUAUAAGUUUGUUUUUCAAUUUUUUUUUUUUUUUUGAUAUGCAAGUGCCGACGAUUGAAGAUGAAAGUUUUAUGAUUGAAAGGGUACCAAAUAAUUUUGAAAAUUUAAGUAAAACAGUUAAUAAGCCUCCAAGUAAAACAGGGUUGUGGUUUGUUGCAUUGACCGGAGGCGCAGCUGUCGGGCUGAGCGUCGUGAGUUUCCCGUUCGUGUUGCCGGCACUGCGCCGCGUGUGCCUGCCGUACGUGCCCGCCACAGCGGCCCAGGUGCGGAAUGUGUUGUCUGGGCUGUCCGGCCGGUCGGGAAGGCUGGUAGAUCUGGGCAGUGGGGACGGCAGGAUCGGAUCCGUGGGCGGGAACCCCCGGCAGGUGCUGGCAGCGGCGGAGGCAGGCUUCCGGGCGGACGGGGUGGAGCUGAACCCCUGGCUGGUGCUGUACUCGCGGCUCCAGGCGUGGCGACUGGGUCUCGGGCCCCGCGCCGCCUUCCUCCGCCGGGACCUGUGGCGGCUGCCGCUCGGCGCCUACCGCAACGUCGUCGUGUUCGGCGUGGAGGAAAUGAUGCCAAGGUUGCAGUCCAAACUUCAGGCUGAGCUUUGCGACGAUGCCCUCGUGAUUGCUUGCAGGUUUCCCUUUCCCUGCUCUUGGAAGCCAACGUCCGUGAUCGGUCAGGGAAUCGACACAGUGUGGGUUUACGCUAAGAGGAGACCGUAGUCGGACCGCGUGGAGCGAAGGUAGUCGGAAGUGAUGGCGACCAUAGAGCUGGACCCGCACUUCGUGCGAGCCAUACGGCUCAUGAACUCGACGACGGUGAGGGACGCGGACGAGCAGAUCAGGACGAUGCUGGAGGAGGCCGUAAAGCAGAAGUACGGCACGGCCAAGACGAUCGCCGUGAUAGAGAAGGAGAGCAUGGGGAAGAGGAAGGAGGAGGUGGUGGUGGUGGGGGAGUCUGGCCCGGAGAGCGGCCGGCCCUCCCCCGAGGUGGUGGACCUGGAAGACGACGAGUUCGGGCUGGGCAUACUGGAGGACGACCUGACGUGCGUGGUGUGCCACGGCAUGGGCGUGACGGCUCGCAACCAGCUGGUGGAGUGCGUGGAGUGCCACGCCCUGUACCACCAGGAGUGCCACAGCCCGCCCGUCACCGACAUGAACGACGCGCGCUCCGUGUGGUACUGCGCCGGCUGCGCCAAGGCCGUGGGCAAGCCCCCCGCCAGGGCCUCGCCCAAGUUCCUGGAGCGCCAGGACGCCGCCCCCUUCAAGCCGCCGAGCGGGCGGUCCACGCCCAACGCCACGCCCGCCGCCCUCCCCAAGAGCCCCGCCGGUGCGGGGGGCAGCAAGCUGGCCAAGCCGGCGCCGCCCAAGGUCAACAUAGUGAGCGUGGACAAGCGCCUGCAGGACAUGAAGAAGAAGGCAGCGGCCAAGCUGCACGAGAAGCGCAAGCACCCCAAGUAGCUUCUUCAGUAGCUUCUUCGCGCGUUCCGUCGCCCUCAGAGUUGUCCUUCCUUCUUCAUUCAUUCUGUCAUUGAGUCUUUGUUCAAGUCCAUGAGUGUGCUUAGCAAAGUUAAUUUGUAUGGAAAUUAUUCAUAAGCUCUCAUUCAAAUUAACAACAUAAAUUCAUUAGUCAUAAAGUUUGUUUGAUAUGAAGGAACAACAGGUUAUAAAAAAAAAAAAACACUUGAAAUAUGAAGUUACAGUAUUUAUGUGCUUAAUAAUACAUACAUUUAAUGUAGAAAUUUUAAAUCAGUUGACUUGAACUAAACUAGAAUGUUUCAAAUAUUGCUGUUAUAUGAAUAUGUAUGUAUUGUUCGAAGAGACCUUCUGAGUAACGAUCUGCAAAACAUAAUGUUCUGAACUAUAAUUAAAACUAUGAUUGUAGCAAUUGGCUACAUAAAUUUUGUUCCAAAAUAGGUACUGCUUGUCUGAGGUCUGUCACUUCAGGUUUUACUGCAUGUACUGGUGGGCAUUUGAACUUGAACGUAGGAAUGUACCAGUUAGCCAGUCCAUUUGAUUGAAAAAGGCUGGUGUUAAAGUGGUGUGUGUAACAAAUAGUUUACUUUUACUUCAAUGUAUUCACUUGGGAUAACUCAUGUGCGUACUUAUUUACUUUUAGUUAUUUUCAUGUUACUUCACUUAAUUUUGACAGACAUUGUGACCAACAAAAUAUUUGGUUAGCAUAUUAAUCUCUGCCUUUCGAAAAAAUGUAUCAGGUGAUGAGUUACAGUAUUCACAAGAAUUUAAGACGCAUCUUUAUAGACACCUGUAUUUUGUGGGAAAUCAGACAUUUUGUUAGACUGGCACUCUUGAGUCAAGUUUUGCCAAUUUUGUUUUAUUAUUGGCUAUGGUCUGUGAUUUUACGUUUGACAUGGCGUGUGAGAAUGUGGUUGCUUACUACUGAACAUCAAUGAUUCACAGUAAAAGUAAGGAAAAAGC